Molecule: messenger RNA, 1082 nt
Organism: Plutella xylostella (diamondback moth)
Lineage: Eukaryota; Metazoa; Arthropoda; Insecta; Lepidoptera; Plutellidae
Molecular function (GO): protein binding
Source: RefSeq, a predicted model, not a curated record
AGCUGACAGUGUCUGAUAUUUUUCGGAUUUCUCGCUUGUUUUGUUUUUUGUAAACAAUGGUUUUUGUGAGCAGUUUUGCGAAUUAAUUAAUUAAACUUGCUCUUAUUUACUCGAACUUCUAACAUCCACCUAGACCACAAUCAUGCCUGAAGAAACUACAGUCAGCUCUAGACCAGACCGAGAGCUGAAGAAAAAAAUCAUAACACCCGGCGACUACAACGUUGUCCCGUACGAAGACUCCCGCUGUAAAGUCACAAUCACUAACUUAAAAUGUACUAAUGAAAGCGGCGACUGUGCAGUCGACCCAGAAAGCCAAGUCUUCAGUGCACAGUUCAAUGGAAUAGUCCUCAUAGGAGACUUGGACAGCUUCAUAGAUAAAGAUUUCGAGCUGAUUCUGCAGCAAAUGUGCAAUGGAGAGGUGUGCGAGGCCACGAUGACGUAUCGAGACUGCGAGGGGAAGCUGGCCGCAGAGUAUAAGUUCACUUUAGAGCUGAAGGAGACAACGGUGGAGCAGCUAGUCAGUGACUGGGGGUGGAUGCGGCUGUAUGAAGCGGCCACACACCACAAAGAGCGAGGAGUGGAGCUGGUGAAGCAGAAGAGAAUGGCUGAUGCAUUUAGGAGGUUCUCCAAAGCCCUGAAGAUGUUAAUAGCAAUUGAGCCAAUAGAUUUGGAAGAAAUACCUGAGGAGAGUGUUAAGGAAAUGAAAGAACUCAAGGUGAAACUUCUGAACAAUUUAGCUCACUGUCAAAUUCAGUACAAUGAGUUUGAAGCAGCACUAGACCUGUGCAACCGUGCCUUGAAAUAUGACCCAGACAACAUCAAGACAUACUACCGGAGAUGUGUCUCGUACCAGGGCCUCAAUCUGUACGAGGAGGCGUGGAAUGACAUCCAACAUGUGUUGAAAUUAGAUCCCAGUGACCGAGCCGCCCAGCAGAAGGCUAGCUUACUCAAACCAAAAGUGGAUGAGAUUAAAACGAAAUAUGCUAAUGUUAUGAAGAAAAUGUUUGUCUAAAGAAUUGAGGGGUAUUGUAUGAGUUAAAUUCAUGGUUUUUGAAAAAAGAAAUGUAUGAGAUUGUAUAAAA